AUGUGGAAUGGAGAUUUGGUCUGGAAGAGCAAAGAUGAGUUACUUUUGAGGUGCUUAGGGAAAGAAGAGUAUAUGAAGGUCAUGGGAGAAACCCAUGAAGGAAUUUGUGGAGUUCAUCCGGGUGGAAGGAAGAUGUGUUGGUUAGUUAGAAGGUAUGGCUACUUCUGGCCAUCCAUGAUGAAAGAUUGCAUUGAAUAUUCCAAAGGAUGUGAAGCUUGUCAGAGGCAUGGCCCAAUCCAACAGGCUCCUUCAGUCCCCAUGAAUCCAGUAGUUAAGUCAUGGCCAUUCAGAGGAUGGGCAAUGGAUCUUAUUGGAAAAAUCUACCCAGCUAGUAGCAAGCAACACUGUUUCAUCAUUGUAGCUACAGACUAUUUCACCAAAUGGGUGGAAGCCAAACCUGUUAAAUCUAAAUCAAUCACAACUGACAGAGGAUCUUCUUUCAUAUCUGGAGAAAUGUUAGAUAUGGCAGAAGCAUUCAAGUUCAAACUACUUCAAUCCACUCUUUAUUAUGCUCAAGCUAAUCGACAGGCAGAAUCAAGUAACAAGGUGAUCAUCAACAUUAUCAGGAAAAUGCUUGAGAAAAAUCUAAAGCAAUGGCAUGAGAAAUUAUCAGAAACUCGCUAG
Molecule: messenger RNA, 624 nt
Organism: Prunus armeniaca (apricot)
Lineage: Eukaryota; Viridiplantae; Streptophyta; Magnoliopsida; Rosales; Rosaceae
Source: the annotation of a GenBank genome assembly